Nelumbo nucifera (sacred lotus) is the source of this 1916-nucleotide messenger RNA. RefSeq names its product Cation efflux family protein. Gene Ontology annotation, molecular function: monoatomic cation transmembrane transporter activity. Gene Ontology annotation, cellular component: membrane; endoplasmic reticulum. NCBI's taxonomy places the organism in Eukaryota, Viridiplantae, Streptophyta, Magnoliopsida, Proteales, Nelumbonaceae. Gene Ontology annotation, biological process: transmembrane transport; intracellular zinc ion homeostasis; zinc ion transport. The record is from RefSeq and is a predicted model, not a curated record.
CCAUUGUAAAGAUGUCUUUCUCGCUGCAACGUUUCUGGCAACGACGUAGCGGUGGAAAUGGAGAGAAGUUAGACUAAGUAUAUUCUCUCCGAGCUUAGAUUCUCCAGAGUUUUCGAACUUUCUCACGCCAUGAGUCUCGUUCUUGGGGCUUCCAAGCAUCGCAAACCCUACCCUCAUCGCAAAGCUAGAGCCUCUCCUCUCAGACAUUCAUCUUUUUCCGCUCCUCAUCCCUUUUCUGCUCCAUUCGAACAUUCGAUGGAAAUGCUGUAGCAUGAACUGCAGUAUCUUCCGCACCCGUUUGAUGACAACCUUUCGCAUUCUCACGCACCUUCGGGUAUCUACAUUCAGCUCCUGGCCGGCGAGAAUCUCCUCUUCUGUUCCUUGCAGUCUGUGUGAAGUGUCUCCGGUCGCUGAUCAGAUUUUUGAAGAAUAUCGACGGUUUCGGUUCGAUACGACUCCAGAGUUUGGAAGGCGAACGUUUCGGACUUCACCAAGUGCGUUGAGCAAUUUUUUGUCGGUAAAUUGUUUCACUGGAAUCAAUUCUGUAGGUUCGAUUUCGUCGGAUUCUUACCAUCGAUACUCGUUUCGCCAUCAUUUUUGGUCGAGAGUUUCAGAUGUUAAAAAGGUUGAAAUCAAAGAGAUUAAGAAGACACAUAUCAUUGAUCCAAGUCAGCGAGCAGUUACUACAGCAUUAUGGUGCAACUUCCUUGUUUUCUCUCUCAAAUUUGGGGUCUGGUUAGCAACUUCCAGUCAUGUUAUGUUAGCUGAAGUUGUGCAUUCUGCUGCAGAUUUUGCAAAUCAGGCUCUUCUUGCUUAUGGUCUGAGUAGCUCAAGGCGUGCUCCAGAUGCUCUGCAUCCUUAUGGUUAUUCCAAAGAAAGAUUUGUUUGGUCCUUGAUAUCUGCUGUUGGUAUUUUCUGCCUUGGUUCUGGUGCCACAAUUGUUCAUGGGUUCCAGAACUUGUGGACAUCACAGCCCCCUAGCAAUAUUCAGUAUGCUGCUUUGGUAAUUGGUGGUUCGUUCAUCAUAGAAGGUGCUUCUCUUGUUGUCGCUAUACAUGCUGUAAGGAAAGGUGCAGCUGCAGAGGGAUUGAAGGUGUGGGACUAUGUAUGGCGUGGACAUGAUCCCACAUCUGUUGCUGUUAUGACGGAGGAUGGUGCUGCAGUGACUGGGCUUGCUAUUGCUGCAGCAUCAUUGGUGGCUGUCAAUACUACAGGAAAUGCAAUUUAUGACCCCAUAGGAUCUAUUAUUGUUGGAAACAUACUUGGAAUGGUUGCUAUUUUUCUCAUUCAGAGGAAUCGACAUGCUUUAAUUGGUAGAGCAAUUGAUGAUUAUGAUAUGGAAAGGGUUCUUCGCUUUCUGAAAAAUGAUCCAGUUGUGGAUGCUCUUUAUGAUUGCAAAAGUGAGGUGAUUGGGCCUGGAUUCUUUAGAUUUAAAGCAGAAAUAGAUUUCAACGGUGUGGUGGUGGUACAGAAUUAUCUAAAAAGGACUGGGCGUGAAGAAUGGGCCAGACAGUUCCGAGAAGCAGUGAAGGACAAAGACGAUACUUUGCUGCUCAAGGUCAUGUCGAGCUAUGGUGAAGAAGUGGUGGAGGCUUUAGGAAGUGAGGUUGAUAGGCUAGAAAAGGAGAUUCAGAAUCUUGUUCCUGGGAUCCGUCAUGUCGAUAUUGAGGCUCACAAUCCAAAAGGUCCAUCUCCAUGACCUAAAGUUUCUCUGAAUAUUAUUGUCUGUGCAGUUCUCUUCUUUUUUUUGCUUAUCUUUGAAUUAUUGAAGAGACACUUCAACCAAGAGGCUUCUUCUGUAUUGCUUGAGGUGAGUUUGUAAUGCUAUAUCUGGGAAUGCGAUGUAGAUGCUUUAAGUCAAUUAAAACAAGGGUUUACAUUUGUUUUUUGAUAAGUAAAAUGAACAUUUCGAAAUA